Molecule: messenger RNA, 4511 nt
Organism: Ceutorhynchus assimilis (cabbage seed weevil)
Lineage: Eukaryota; Metazoa; Arthropoda; Insecta; Coleoptera; Curculionidae
Source: the annotation of a GenBank genome assembly
AUCUUUAACCUUCAAAAAAUUAAUUUAUAAUAAAUAACAAAAAGUAGUACAAAAUCAAAACAUAAAUAUAAAACAAAGUGCCCCUUAAAAGAAUAUCUAAGAAGUAUUUAAAGAAAACAUAAACAAUAAUAUUCUACUCAUUGUUUCCGGAAUAAGAAUUGAAUUGUUGCUGAUCAUUCCUCUAAUUAAAUAUUCUGACCUUCGAAAAGAAAGGCGCAAUAAUGAACAAAAAACCAGCAAAAGAAUCUUCAGUUAAAAAUAGAAGAAAGUUUAUCAGUCCCCUGUUUCACGUUCAAACCAAAGACGAAGACGAGAAGCACCUAUCGAAUAUCGUAAUCAAGAAUGUCAAGACAACUGGGGUUUUAAAUUUGCAUGGCAAACAUCUCAUGUCAGUUCCAGAUCGUUUAUUUACAAUAUACAAUGAUGGACAUGUAGAUUUAGACUUUAAUAGUGCCUGCAAAGACGACGAUUUGUGGUGGAAUGUCAAACCUUUAACCAACUUAGAUUUAAGCUCUAACGUUUUAACAGAAAUACCCAGUCAAAUUGGCAUGUUUCAGGAUUUAACCACUCUUAAUUUGCAAGACAAUUCUCUAACAACCUUGCCUGUGGAAAUAACCAAUCUAACUAAAUUAACUAAACUGAUUCUUAACCGUAACAAGAUUAACCAAUUACCAAAAGAUAUUGAUAAACUAUUGGAUUUAAGGAUAUUAAGUGUCAGUUAUAAUUGCAUUGGAGAAUUACCUGAUACUUUAGUGGACCUGGUUAUGUUAGAAAAAUUGGAUUUAUCUAACAAUGCAAUAGCAGAACUACCUUGUGGAGUUGGAUUUUUGGUUCGUUUACAAGAAUUUGAUGUGUCAAAUAAUAAAUUAACUGAAUUACCGCCCGAUAUUGUUAAUAUAAGAAGUUUAAGGAUUUUAAAUAUUAACCAUAAUAGUAUUAAACAUUUAUCUGAGAGCUUGGGGGAACUGAGGAAGCUUCAGAUAUUUCAUGCUCAACACAAUGAUAUUGAAGAAAUACCCGAUUUUACGGGGUGCGAAUGUAUACAGGAAAUUUAUUUGGGAAAUAAUUUUAUUAAGGAAAUCCCUGAGGAUCUUUGCGAAAAUUUGCAACAUUUAAAAAUAUGGGAACUAAGAGAUAACCAAAUAUCAUUUCUACCAAAGGAAAUUGUUAAGCUUGUUCAUUUAACAAAACUUGAUUUAACAAAUAAUGAAUUGACAGAAAUCCCUGCUGCUAUUGGUUUAUUGCCUCAUCUGCAAUCAUUCAAACUAGAUGGUAAUAAACUAAAGCAAAUACGGCCAGAUAUAAUACAAACAGGGACCCAAAGAAUUUUGCAAUUUUUGAGGGAAAAAUUAAAUGAAGAUGAUUUAAAUUCAAUGACAACAAAUUUUGCUAAUACUCCUAUUGAUGCCUGUGUAUUUCCUGAUAGAUAUAAAAUGAGGAAUGGUAAUAUAUUAAAUUUGACAAUGAAAAAUUUAACUUUAGUACCUGAAGAAGUAUUUGAGGAAGCUAAAGAAGCCAGAGUUUCUGUUGUGGAUCUUUGUAAAAAUAAAUUAACGCAAUUUCCUUCUGGUUUAAUAAUGCUCUCUAAUUAUAUAACUGAGUUGAAUUUGUCUACAAAUCAAUUGAAAGAAGUACCUGAUGCAGUAGCCAGCUUGGCUAAAUUGAAGUUUUUAGAUUUAAGCAAAAAUAUGUUGAGUGAUUUGCCUGAAAAUUUGAAGAGUAUGACAAAUUUAAGGGAACUUGUUUUGUUCAAUAAUAGUUCAAGUGAGAUGCAGUAUCAAUUUUUCACGCUUCUCCCCAGGUUCCAAAAAAUGCCCAAUUGCGUCUAUGGCAUGAUAGGUUUAGAGAUUCUUAUGCUAAAUGACAACAGCUUGGAGGAGAUUAACAUGGAAGGCCUGAAAAACCUAAAUCGAUUGGCUACUUUGAAUCUGUCGAAUAACAAUAUUGGCUUUGUUCCGCCCGAAUUGGGAGAUAUGACUCAUUUGAAGUGUUUGAAAAUAAAAGGCAACCCUUUCAGGCAACCACGGUAUGCUAUAUUGGAACAAGGUACUGAGUCAAUCCUUGCUUAUUUGAGGGACAAAAUUGUCCGAUAGGUCAUUAUAAGCUGAUUUUGGUUUAACACAAUUUACGUCAUGAUAGUUUUAGCCCAAACUAAAUCAUAAUUCUCAUAUUCCCGCUCACAUUCUUCUCUUCAUUUUCUUGCUGUCUGCUUGGAUAACUAAUUUUUUUAAUGUGCUUCUUCAAUGACGUAAAAAGUAAAACUAUUAUAAGCAAUAAGCAUAAGGUAGGUAUUUUGAGAAUCAUGCUUGAGAGUUUGGUUGAGAUCCCACGUAAUUCUCUUUUAAAAGUUCUUCAACUUUCUCAAAAGGUCUCGUAUGGAUUAAUUGAACAGUCUCAGAUUACCGAGCUUUUUUCUCACUACUUGCUUAUUAGUUUCUGCAAAAAAAUAUAGAAUGGGCGAAUUUACUAUUCCUGUGGUUUAACGUGAUAAUCGUUUUGCCUGCAGAAGUAGAGUAACUAUGCUACCAAUAAUGUGAUACCUUUUAAAAGGACAAAUUUUUGAAAUAUUUCGCCAACCAUUGAAUUAUUGUAUUGUUACUUCAUUCUGGUUAAACAAAAAUACUCGAGCAUGAUUUUUAUGAUAUUCCAAAAAGACAUUAGAUUAAAGAUUUGAAACUUGAUGUGCUAAUAAAGUGUGGUAUUAUAGUGUUAAGUGGUCACGUGCUCAGAAAAGUAUUAUCAAAAUAAUAUAGUUUUAUACUUGUAAAUUGAUACUUUAGGAUAUUGGUCUAUUCAAGGAAAAACCAAAGAUUUUCGUGUUGGAAUAGAUUUGAAACUAAUGCUGGGUCCAGACCAAGCAGACAACAGCGACAAGGCAAAGACAUAAAUCCGAUACAUCACGUAACUGAACUGACAAUUUAUUUAUGGAAUACCUUUUUCGCUUUCUUAAGCUUGGUCUCACCCAAAAACGUUUCCGUUUCAUUUGUCCAACAUUGGAUGAAGAUGAGAGAAUAGCUGGCGGCUAGCAAUAAAUCUUCAUUGUUGGAAUUUUCUUUCUGGAAACUCCACAUGAUUAAGCAACUGAUUCGCAUCAACCAACGACCAAAUUUUGUUGCACAUUUCUGUCUUUCUAGGAUGGACAGUUUGUCUCAAUUUUGUCUUGUUUCAAUUUUGUCUUGUCUCAAUACCCAAAUUUCUGUCGUGUUUUUGUCUCAAAAUCGUGUUUACUUUUUGUUUGCUUGGGUCUGAACUCAGCAUAAGUACCUAACAGUUUCUUCUGUUGAGAAACGCAGCUUUUUUUUUGUGAUAGUUGCAUGUUAGUUUCUUUUUUUAUCCUAUUAGAUUAUAUGUUAUUUUGUUAUGUUGUUAUUAUGUUAUUUAUUAUUUUGUUGGGCCAAAUUGAUUGGCAGCACAGUGUUUUGAACAGAAAUUUCAGAAAAACAAUGUAUCUGUCAACAGUCAAGAGAUUUGGACGAUUGUAUAAUAUGGUAGAGUUUAUUUUAAGAAAUUUGCAACGACUCUACACACUGUGCCAUUUCAAAGUGAGUUCUUUAUUAUUAUUUUUUUUAUGUAACAUUUUAAUGGGUAGGUAUGUGUCGUUUUAUAUUUUUAACAAUUUUCAGCUUUUCAUUUUUCUAGUCAUUCAUAACUAGGGUACAUACAUAUAUUUGAUAAAAUCGCGCUAGAAAUGAAUUAUGAAUUCUGUGGGAGCUAAUGGCCGUUCACACUGACCAUUUUAAAGAAGCCUUAGCGAUGUGUAUUUCUUAAAAUGACAUUUUUCCAUGUGAAAAUGUCAUGUUAAGGAAUAAUCGUUUAUGGUGGGUUUACAAAAAAAAAUAACACUUAAACUAAGAAUUGACAAUUAACUUAAAUAAUUGAGGUUAUGAUAAGUAAUAUAGUGGUUCAUAAAAAAAAUUGAGACUUUAUCAACUAAGAAUAAUUAGGAACUACAUAAGCGUACUUGAUUGUAAGUUAAUUUUCUUAAAUUAGUUUAAGUGUUAAUUUUUUUUUUUAUAAACCCACCAUAAGGCUUCCUUAAAAUGGUCGGUGCAAACGGCCAUAAGUAUCAUAGGCUAAAUUGAAAUUGUUAAUGUAUUGAAAACUAAUGUUGUGGAGAUUCUAAAACCGAAGGUAAUUCAAAAUUAGCCUAUGGAAAAGGGCAAUAUUCUCAGAAAACGGAAUAUUCGUACCAUUGUAUAGAACGUAACGAGUACUAAUAUGACCGUAAAAUCCAAAAAGGCCCCUGAAGAUAUAAAUAAUUGAAUGAUAUGACAUAUUCAAGAUAUGAAGAUUUGUAUAUAGUUUCAAAAAUUUUAAAAACCAAGUAGGUAUAGCAUUGAGGCUCAUGCCUCAAAAAAACUAAAAAUACAUACUAUUUUCUCGGGUUUAUCUUGGGAAAAAAUUACGAAAAAUAUUGUACUUGAUAUAUUGAUCAUAACAUCAACCAUAAUAUUUUUCUGUCUUUUGAUAACCAACUUGUGGCAAUUGAUAUGAGAAAAAUCAAAUAAAAC